This is a messenger RNA of Corticium candelabrum, 1087 nucleotides long. Its product is annotated as epimerase family protein SDR39U1-like. The transcript has 5 exons. The record is from RefSeq and is a predicted model, not a curated record. NCBI's taxonomy places the organism in Eukaryota, Metazoa, Porifera, Homoscleromorpha, Homosclerophorida, Plakinidae. The coding region runs from base 1 to 927 and encodes 308 amino acids.
AUGAAAGUUUUAGUAGUAUCUCUUAUUGGUAACUGUUUGUAUUUGUUACGUAUAGGUGGAGCAAGUGGUUUCAUUGGCUCGGCUCUGCGUAGGAGUCUGCAAAGAAAAGGGCACGAAGUUAUCUCGGUAUCAAGAAGACCGGCACCAUCAACUGUCACAUGGGAUCAAAUAAGAGUGACUGGGUUGCCAGAGUGUGAUGCUAUAGUCAAUCUUGCUGGAGAGCCUAUUAUGGGUGCAAGUAUGAGAAGGUGGAAUUCUCAGUUUGAGGCUGAUCUUGUCUCAAGCCGCAUAGUGACUAACAAAACGCUGGUAGAAGCUAUUUCUAAAUCAAGUCAGCCACCGAAAGUCUUUGUAUCAUCAUCAGCUAUUGGAUAUUACACACUCAAUAACACAACACAGUACGACGAAGACAGCAUUUGUUCUAACUCGUCGUUCAGCCACAAACUUUGCUGCGAUUGGGAGGAGAGUGCCAAAUUGCCCAGUCAAUCUGGAGUUCGUCUAGUCACCAUACGCAUCGGGCUCGUUAUGGGAAAAAGCGGUGGAACAUUUGCAAAUUUAAAAUGGCCGUUUAUGUUUGGUUUGGGAGGCACCAUCGGUUCGGGUCGUCAACUCAUGCCGUGGGUGCAUCUCGACGACACAGUGGGAAUCUACGAACACGCCAUUGAGAACGAAACCGUUCAUGGCAUUCUUAAUGCCAUUGCUCCGGGGAUAGUAACGAAUUACGAAUUGACCAAAGCACUCGGAAGAGCGAUGCACAGACCAACGGUGUUUGGAGUUCCGUCGUUCGUUAUUCGAAUGAUGCUCCACCGAGAAAGAGCCAUGAUGUUGUUGGAAGGGACUAAUGUGGUUCCAAGAAGAACGAUUGAGUCAGGGUAUGAGUUCAAGUACCCGGAUAUCGAAUCGGCUACAGCAGAGUUGGUUCAGUAGAGAGUAUUGUAAGUUUUAUUUAUGCUGACUCUGUGUUGGUACUUGUAAUUGAUCGAUAGUGUGGUAGCCAGGUAGGCUUAGCUCUUAGUCACGUGAUUUAGUAGCACACAGUACAUCUAGUUGACUUUGAUAGUUGCAUGUAAAUGGAAAAUGGAAAAUG